This is a messenger RNA of Octopus sinensis (East Asian common octopus), 525 nucleotides long. RefSeq names its product tigger transposable element-derived protein 6-like. Lineage: Eukaryota; Metazoa; Mollusca; Cephalopoda; Octopoda; Octopodidae. Gene Ontology annotation, cellular component: nucleus. The record is from RefSeq and is a predicted model, not a curated record. Gene Ontology annotation, molecular function: DNA binding. The transcript has a single exon. Bases 1 to 525 code for a protein of 174 amino acids.
AUGGAAGGAGAUAAAGAGCAUCCGUUGGUAAUCGGAAAAUUCAAAAAUCCUCAUGGUUUUAAAAAUAUUAAUAUGAAUAAUCUUGGGAUUCAAUAUACAAAUAGCAAUAAAUCUUGGAUGACCAGUUUAAUUUUUAAAAACUGGGUUGAACGGUUAAAUUCCAAAAUGAGUGUGGAAAAUAGAAAGAUUUUGCUUCUUUUAGAUAAUGCGCCAGUUCACUAUUUUGAUGGCGAGUUCAGUAAUAUCGAAUUGUAUUUUCUUCCUCCAAAGACAACAUCUAAGAUUCAACCAAUUGAUCAAGGGAUUGUGCAUUCAUUUAAAUUGUUGUAUAAAAAAGGAAUGACUAGAAAUUUGAGUAUGGGAACAAAUAUAGGAACAUUGUCAUAUACAGAUGAACUUACCAAAUUCAAAUUAGUGAAUGCUCUACCUUUAAUUAUUGAGGCUUGGAACGAAGUCACAGUGGACACUAUCAAAAAUUGCUUUAACAAGGCAUUAAAUAAUUGGGCGAAGAUACAGUGGAUGUAG